Parasteatoda tepidariorum (common house spider) is the source of this 1438-nucleotide messenger RNA. RefSeq lists its product as uncharacterized. The record is from RefSeq and is a predicted model, not a curated record. Lineage: Eukaryota; Metazoa; Arthropoda; Arachnida; Araneae; Theridiidae.
AUGAAUGUAACAACGUUGAAUUUUAAAGACAUGUUGAGUUUUAAUACUUGGAUGGAUGAAGAAUCAUCAAGAACAUAUUCUAGUUUUAAGAAGGAUCAAGGCACGCAACUUCAUGGAAAAAAUUCUUACUCAUAUUAUUCUUGUCAGUUUUCCAGAACAGCAAUAAAAUUUCAUGAAAGAAAGACUAGUCGUAAAAAUAUAAAAGGAGUUUUACCUACAGACGUAGGUUGUAUGGCCAGAAUAAUCUGCAGUGAAAAUUCAGGGGAAAUUAAUGUGCUGUAUUUUACUAAACGUAAUCACGCAUUAACAGAAGAAAAUAUUAAGUUCCAGCCAAUAAAGAAGACUUUUAGAGAUUACGUUAAAACAAAUGCUCAACUAGGUGUUCCAGCAGCAAGGGUUAUAGAAAAUAUUAGAGGCAACAGGAACCUUAGAGGUGAAGACAAUAUUAUUAUUAAAGAGUCUCUCCUUACUAACAAAAAUUUAAAAUAUUAUUAUGACUCAGUCAAAUCCUCUUCACUGCUGCAUAGAGAGGAUGCAGUUGCUGUUCACUGUUUAGUAAAUGAUAUGCUUCAGUGGCCGUAUAAUUCUGCACUAUUGCAUAAACCACAGUUUCAAGAAAUUGUUUUUGGUCCUUCAUAUCAGGAAAUUAAUUUACCAGAGGAUUCAUUUGUCGUGGGUAUACAGAUGGUUCAGCAAAAGGAGAUGUUAGUAGCAUGUGGUGGUAAAAUUUUAUGCAUUGAUUCUACACAUAAAACUAAUGAGCAAGAUUUUUAUUUACUUAAUUUAUUACUGCAGGAUGAAUAUGGGUGUGGUUAUGCAGUUGCUCAUUUUAUUAUAAGUAAAUUAGAUAAGGAUAUGAUGACUAUUUGUUUCGCUAGCAUUAAAGACAGGAUCCAGGACUUACAAGUAAACAAUAUUAUGACUGAUGAUGACAAAACUACUGGCCCCGCAUUUCAGGCAGUUUUUGGAGAUAAAGUAAACCAUCUUUUAUGUAAGUGGCACAUUCACAGGGCUUGGAACAGAAAGUUAAAUUCUUCAGUUUCUGAUGCAGUUUUGAGGCAAGAGAUAUAUGCAUAUUUAAUUGUAAUUUUAGAGGAACCAUCAAUUAGUAGAUUUAAUCAAAUGAUAGACGAUUUUAAAAGAAGGUAUAUUGGAAAGGCGCCUAUAUUUGUAAAUUAUUUUGACAAUUAUUGUAGUAAGGACAGAAAACCUAUCUGGAGUAUGUGUCACCCUCAAUUUCCGCAUGCUAAUACUGACACAAAUAUGUACUCUGAAUCUUUUCGCAAUGAAUUAAAGACACACUAUUUAAAGCGCAAGUUCAAUCGUAGAAUAGACAUUCUUAUUAAUACUCUCUUGAAGAUAGAAGAAGACACGUAUAUGGGGGGCGGAGUUACAGACCAUGUCAACCGUCAUCUAUGAAAAGGUACCCCGUCAUAGA